UUUCCUAACAAUGUACGCAAGUCUCUUGACAGCAUGACUUCUAUUGAUACAUGUUAAUUGACAUUUUACGGUUUAUAAUAGUAUAGUGUAAUAGUAUAAGGGUAUAUGGAAAAAUCUGACGAUUGUGUUUGACUGUGUCCACUCCACUCCAUGUAACAGAGAAAGUAAAGAAGAAGCUGAAAGGUCCCACACACAGAUUUCAAAACCAGAAAAAUAAGAAAAGAUGGACAACCUUGGCAAGGGGGGAGGAGGACCAGACAACAUCACAGAGGAGAAAACACAAGUAGAUGAAGACAUCAGCGAGAGCGACAAGAGCCUCAAGGACCAGCUCAACACAGCAGAGAAAGGUGACAAAGAGAAAGGUGAGAAUAAGAGAGAACGCAGAAGAUCAGGUUCAUUGUGGAGAGGUGGUUGGGGGCUGUCCGAACGUUUGGCCAUCAACGUGUCAGGUAUGCGCUAUGAGACGCAAAUUCGCACCCUGUCCCAGUUCCCUGACUCUCUGCUUGGAGACCCACAGCGUCGCCUGCGCUACUUCGACCCUCUUCGCAAUGAGAUCUUCCUGGACCGUAACAGAUUCUGCUUCGACGCCAUCCUCUACUUCUAUCAGUCCGGAGGCCGGUUACGGCGACCGGCAAAUGUUCCUCUGGACAUCUUCAUGGAUGAACUGCGUUUUUAUGAGCUGGGAGACGACAUCAUGGUUCGGUUUAGAGAGGACGAGGGAUUCCCUAAAGAGAUUCCUCAGCCCCUGCCAGAGAAUGAGAUCCAGCGCAAGCUGUGGAUGCUCUUUGAACACCCUGAAUCUUCCGGAGGUGCCCGUAUUAUCGCCAUUAUUAGCGUGAUGGUUAUUGUGGUUUCCAUUCUCAUCUUCUGUUUGGAGACGCUGCCUGACUUCAGAAUUGAGAAAGAGAUGAGAGAGCAAUAUGCGCACCAGCCUCACCUCAACACUGAAAACAUGACCCUAUCUGCCACCUCACCUUUCCACGAUCCGUUCUUCCUGGUUGAGACCAUGUGCAUCUGCUGGUUCUCUUUUGAACUGGUUAUGCGUUUCGUUUGCUCUCCCAGUAAGAUGGUCUUCUUCAAGGAUGUGAUGAACAUCAUUGACUUCUUUGCUAUCAUUCCCUUCUUUGUCACGCUCGGCACCGAGCUGGCCAAGUCCAAGGGAGCCACGCCAAGCAUGUCCCUGGCCAUCAUCAGGGUCAUCCGUCUGGUGAGAGUGUUCAGGAUCUUCAAGCUAUCUCGCCACUCCAAAGGUCUUCAAAUCCUGGGCCAGACUCUGAAAGCCAGCUUAAGAGAACUGGCACUACUCAUCUUCUUUCUUUUCAUUGGAGUUAUUAUAUUCUCCAGUUGCGUUUACUUUGCAGAGGUGGACAACUCUGAAACAGCUUUUACCAGCAUCCCGGAAGCCUUCUGGUGGGCUGUGGUCACCAUGACGACAGUGGGGUAUGGCGAUAUGUACCCAAUGACGGUGGGCGGAAAGUUGGUGGGUUCGAUGUGUGCCAUCGCCGGCGUGCUCACCAUCUCGCUUCCAGUUCCAGUAAUUGUUUCUAACUUCAGCUACUUCUACCACCGUGAAACGGAGUGCGAGUCCAACCAUGAUUACACCCAUGUUAGCACCUCCCUCUGGGAUGAAGAAGGAGAGGAUGAAGAAGGAGAAGAAGGUGAGGAAGACCCAGAGGAACAGGGAGAUUAUGUUCCUCUUGAGGGAGGUACGGCCUAUAGGGGGAUCUGCGCUCCUCUUAAUGGAACUCUCCUGGUGGGCCUUUGUGCCGGGCAGGCUGGGGAGCAAAGUGGAGGGAACAUUUGCCUUCGGGAGCCACUGGUCACCCAAGUCUGAGACACCGGAGGUCAAAGAGAGAAGAGUGAGGUUUCCUGCGCCAAGUUCAUAGACUACUUCCUCGCCAUAACUCUCUGAACAUACAUGUGUGAAGGAAACAUACCACUGUGAGCUUGAUACUCAUUUGGAAAAUUAAUAUCCAGCAGGCAGAGGAAGACAAACCACAGGAGGAAAAGUAUGAGGACAAUGACCAGCAACAACAUUUAAAGGGCGCACUCUGUUUUUUACGCAAAAGUGUCAAAGUGUUGAGGGGUUACCAGAGUAGAGUAAUACUUUUAAAUAUUAGAUUUUUUAGGUUGUGACUGGAAUCUAAUGUUUAAUUUAUGUGUAUCUUUAUAAUCCAUAAAUUAUUAUUCUUGUGUUUUGGUUAGAACAGUGGUUCUCAACAAGGGGGCGCAGAGGUACAGCAGGUGGGGCGCGACGGUUCUCCAAAACCCCAACCUUUGGAACUCGAUCGCGAAUGCACGGAGGAACGCGAUUGCAAAUUGACGGAGCGGCCGCGCAGACUCAUUGUAGGUCCUAUACGAUGUUCAAUUUAAAAAAAUGCGCACAAAAGCUUAAAAUCUACAAAGUAGGCAAACAUCCACUCAGGAAGGAGCAGCAUUACCACUAAAUCACCUUAAAAAGCAGGUCGAUCAUAUAAGUAUGUUUGUCUCUCAGACUGUAAUUUCAGAAUACGCGCAAAUCUCUCUAUCUCCCGAUGAGUAUAGUGCGCGUGAAUGGAGCGGCAUGCAUGUAAAUGAAGUGCCUUUUCAUAUAGGCCCUAUUUCUGAACUUGGACGGUUAUUUAAUGCUGUUGACAGUUAUUAAAGAUGCAAAGCGCAAUUUUCAAUGGCACCACACCGCGUCUGUAUUAUAAACUGCGAAUAAACUCUCGCUCGUGUUUAAUUCAACGAAACACGCGCCGUUCUCGUGAUCUGGCAGAUUGAGGAAUAAUGCCUAAAACACUUCAAUUUUGUAAUGGUUUUAAUGCGAAAAGCUACUGGUUCACAGUGGUAUUUUAAUGGAAACCAUUAAUUUCUGUGAUGGUUUCUUUUGUUUUUAUCAGUAGGGUUGUUACAUUUAUAAUCUGAUCUCUUGAGAUCGA
Messenger RNA from Triplophysa dalaica, 2921 nucleotides. Its product is annotated as potassium voltage-gated channel subfamily A member 7-like. Gene Ontology annotation, biological process: protein homooligomerization; potassium ion transmembrane transport. NCBI's taxonomy places the organism in Eukaryota, Metazoa, Chordata, Actinopteri, Cypriniformes, Nemacheilidae. Gene Ontology annotation, molecular function: delayed rectifier potassium channel activity; protein binding. Gene Ontology annotation, cellular component: voltage-gated potassium channel complex; membrane. The record is from RefSeq and is a predicted model, not a curated record.